Messenger RNA from Microdochium trichocladiopsis, 3309 nucleotides. RefSeq names its product exocyst complex protein exo70. Gene Ontology annotation, molecular function: phosphatidylinositol-4,5-bisphosphate binding; pyridoxal phosphate binding; transaminase activity. Lineage: Eukaryota; Fungi; Ascomycota; Sordariomycetes; Xylariales; Microdochiaceae. The transcript is spliced from 6 exons. Bases 1 to 3309 code for a protein of 1102 amino acids. Gene Ontology annotation, biological process: exocytosis. Gene Ontology annotation, cellular component: cytosol; exocyst. The record is from RefSeq and is a predicted model, not a curated record.
AUGACUGCUUCGCACGGCUCGACAAGCAACGGAGAGCACCUCCCCUGCGACAAGGUGAAGAAAGAGUCUACCGCAGUCUUGUCGCGAGAUCUUCGGGUACAAUUCCCACGCAUUGUUGGCAGCAGCGGAAACUUUCUCUCGCUCAACGAUGGCCGCAAGAUCCUCGAUGCUUCUGGGGGCGCAGCAGUUGCUUGCAUCGGCCACGGCGACACGCGUGUCCACAAAGCAAUGCUCGCCCAGCUGAGCGAGGUAUCUUACUGUGCCACAACCUUCUACUCCACCGAGGCAUACGAGAAUUUGUGCAGAGAGCUUGUGCAGACAACGAAAGGCCACAUGAGCCGUGCCUACAUCGUCAACUCCGGUUCUGAGGCCAUGGAGGCGGCCAUGAAACUCGCCAGACAGUACUUCUUGGAGAAGGCCUCCCCCGAACCCCAGCGGACCAAAUUUAUUGCCAGAUUGUCAAGUUACCAUGGCACCACCCUUGGAGCACUUUCACUUGGUGGGCAUGCUGGACGUCGAGCAAAGUUUGAGCCGAUGCUGCUGGAAGGGACCUCCAGGGUUUCACCCUGUUUUCCAUAUCGAUGCCAAGCGGAAGGGGAGGACGACGAGGCGUUUGUCACGAGGCUUGCAGAUGAGCUAGACCGGGAAUUCCAGAGAGUUGGCCCGGAUUCCGUUUGCGCAUUCGUGGCAGAGCCGGUCGUUGGUGCGGCCCUCGGAUGCGUCCCCGCAGUUCCGGGCUACUUCCAAGCGAUGCGUGACGUCUGCGACAAGCACGGGGCGCUCCUCAUCUUGGACGAGGUCAUGUGCGGUAUGGGCCGCACGGGAACAAUGCACGCAUGGGAGCAAGAGGGCGUCGUCCCGGACAUACAAACUCUUGGCAAAUGCCUUGGUGGUGGCUACCAGCCCAUUGCAGGUGUCCUUGUCGGCAAGAAAGUGGCGCACGCUUUGGAACAAGGCACUGGAGUCUUCGUGCACGGCCACACGUAUCAGGGCCACCCGGUUGCGUGCUCCGCCGCGCUGGAGGUCAUGAAAAUCAUGCAGACGGAGAAAUUGGUGUCAAAUGUGUCUGCAAUGGGGGCUCUCUUGUCGAAACGCCUGCAAGAGCAAUUGGCAGCUCAUCCGAAUGUGGGUAACAUACGUGGCCGUGGUCUCUUCUGGGGUAUCGAGUUCGUCGUCGACAAGGCCACAAAGGAGCCAUUCCCUGCCAAUGCCGCCAUCGCGAUGAGGCUUUCCGAGCUUGGCCUUCUUGACCCGUACAAUAUUGCCGUGUACCCUGGGUCGGGAACUGUUGAUGGCGUCCAGGGCGAUCAUAUCAUUGUGUCGCCGCCGUACAACAUUACAGCCGAGGAUGUCGAGCUCAUUGCCGGCAAAGUCAGGCGUCUGAUUGAGAACUUCUUCGCGAAGGACUCUAUCAUGGCGACAAUGGCGGUCGGGCUCGCCAACGGGCGGCAUGCUGCCGACGAGGAGGCCCGCGCCGAGGUCGACGUCCUCAACUCGCGUCUCGACAAGACGACCCAAUUGUCCAAGAAGAUACAGGCUUGCCUCGGCCGGCUCGAGGCCACCGGCAAGAGCGUUCGCGAUGUAUCCGGACCUCUUAACGGAGAAACCAAGAAGCUCCAGGUCUUGGGGAACAAUAUCGAUUCUGUCAUUGCAGCCAUCGAGAAGCUCCGCCAACCCGCCGAGAACAAGAAUGAUGAAGAAGCCAUUAUUCGACAAGGCCCCGAGAAAGCAGGCUUGUCGAUGUACCUCAACUCGAUCAAGCGGCUGAACAAAGCCCUGGCCGAUAUGAAGGCCUCGAAUCUUCGUGCCAACCGAGAUACCAUGGCCGACCUGCAGCGUCUCAUCAAGUCCGGCAACACCCAACUCGAAGGUGCAUUCGACAAGGUCCUGCGCGCACAGACACCGCGAUCUAUCGAGCCUCUGAACUUCAUCACCAAGAACAAUCCAUUCCCGCUCAUCUCACGGGACCCUGUUGGUCAGCUAGGGCUCAUGAAUGCCUACGUGUCAGCCAACACGGCAGGCGAGAACCCCCUCGUUAAGAUCUAUGCCGAGAUCAGAGGCCCAUACCUCUCGCAGAGCUUAGUAAAUCUGGCAUAUGCUAGCGGGAACACUGCGCGGAAGAAGACUGCCGAUGCGAUAUACAAGUCUGGUACAAAUGGCAUCGGCAUGUAUGCUCAAGCCAUGGAGGGGCUGCUCGUGGCUGAGUACGAGAACAUAUGUGGCAUUUUUACCAGGCAGGAUUGGGGACCGGCAUUCCAGACAACAAGCCAGUCGCCACUAGCAGAGCUCGCUCGCACCGUACGAGAGCUCAACAACCACAUCAAAAGCCACCUGACGACCGACUGUUACCUUGCAUACGAGGUUGUUGAGAUCAUGUCAAGCCUAUCGAAUAACCUGGAAACCCGGACCGGGGAACUCAAGGCCACCUUGGGCGCUGCACUGCGACCUGUUCGAGACACAGCCAAGGCAUCUCUGGGCGAGCUCUUGGAGGAGACGAAGCGAAAAGUGUCCGCCAUCCAGGCGCUUCCUUCGGAUGGCGCCCCAUUACCCGUGGCUUCCGAGACCAUGACGCGUCUGCAGACCAUGGUAGAAUUCCUCCGGCCCAUCUCGAGCAUCAUGAUCUCACUCGGCGAUGGUGGAUGGAAGUCAGGCGCAGCCGCGGCAAGCAGCACUGAUGCAAUCCCAAGUCUCUCCUCCUUUGACAUUGGCGCCGAUGGAAAAGAGAUCUUUGCCCACUACUGCACGGACUCCAUAGACGCACUGAUGCUGGCUCUGGAGCAGAAAGCCAGAGUGCUGCUCAAGGGCAAAUCUGUACUGGGCGUCUUCCUCGCGAACAACGUCACAAUCAUAGAGCGCAUGAUUCGAGACUCUGAUCUGAAUCCCCUGCUUGAAGGCAAGCUCGGCUCCCUGGAGGGCUGGCGCAAAAAGGCGAAGGCGCUCUACUCGGAAGCUUGCAAGGACGUUUCUAUGCAUCUGUUUGAUGUCAUUCACACCAACAGGGCUCAGAGGCCUCCGUCUGGAUCUAUCGAGUCGGCUUCGAUCGUGAAGAGUCUCAACAGCAAGGAUAAAGAGAGCAUCAAAAACAAGUUCCAGACUUUCAACACGAGCUUUGAUGAGAUUGUGGCUCGUCACAAGACGUAUAGCAUGGAGAAGGAGGUGCGGCUGAUGUUCGCAAGGGACAUGCAACAGAUCCUGGAACCUCUGUAUUGUCGUUUCUGGGACCGGUACCACGAAAUCGACAAAGGCAAAGGCAAAUAUGUCAAGUACUCGAAGUCCUCAAUCGCUGCUGUUUUCCUGACUCUAUAUUGA